Molecule: messenger RNA, 1569 nt
Organism: Suhomyces tanzawaensis NRRL Y-17324
Lineage: Eukaryota; Fungi; Ascomycota; Pichiomycetes; Serinales; Debaryomycetaceae
Product: beta-mannosyltransferase
Exons: 2
Molecular function (GO): mannosyltransferase activity
Source: RefSeq, a predicted model, not a curated record
UCGUUCGACAUUUUUGCGGCUUCUGCCGACAUCAACGGCGACUACGGCCAGUGCAGCAUCCUCCACAAGAGGAAGACCAUCCAGGUGUCGAAACCACAAAGUUUCACGACGACUCGACGCGAUAUCGUGAACCGUUUCUUCGCCUCUGGGUCCGAAUACGCGAAAGAAUUCGCCUACUUCUUCAAGGAGAACCCAAUUUCCGACCAGGUCAAGCACAACACCGUCGACCAAUACUGGUACCGUUUGGCAGGGUCGCUGGUGUACUUGGAGCAGUACGGAGUCCAUUUCAUGGUGUCGAGAAUGGUGUAUUCCUACGAUAAAAGACGGGACAAGCCUGCAUUGUCGCUCGUGUACGGCCAGAUCUUCGACGAGAACUGGAAAGAGCUUCCCAACGUGGAGUUGGUGGUUCCCAGCAACAAUCCCGAUAUCCACAACGACGAGAAGGAAGAGGCCCAGAAAUUCACAGCAAUUUCGUAUCCCGAUUUCCUUCCAUUUCCAGCGUACCAUAAGUUCAAUAUCAACAAGGACGGGUACUACGGACCCGAGGACCCACGUAUCAUCGUGGUCAAGAACCCCAAGGGCUACGAGGAGCCAUUGGUGUUGUUCAACGCCAACCACAGAAAGAUCUUGGAGGAAGAAAUCGAAGAGGCAUCCAAAUCGAAGGUGCUCUUCAAGGAGUACCGUUCCAUGUUCAUGUCGUGGCCAUGGCAGUUCCAGAGAGGCAAGCUCAACAUGGAGGACCUCAAGUCCAAGCACAACUCCAACCUCUACACGCGAGUGAUCGAGCUCAAGAUCGAGAACUCCAUGCGGCUGCUUGCACAGCAGAAGAACUGGACACCGUUCAUCAGCUUCCAGGAGCGUGUUGCUGAGGGCUACGACAAGUAUAUCUAUAUGGUAAUUCGCUGGAACAACAUCGAGGUGUUGAAAUGUUCUUUGACUGAAAAUUUCGACAAUUCGGUGUCGUCGUGCUCGUUUGAGUACAAGAUGAGAACCACAGAGGUUCUCGACGGGGUGGGACCCCUCAGAGGCGGAACUGAAAUGGUCAAUGUCAAUAUGCUCCUCCACGAGCACGUCGAAAAAUUCCCCCAGCUCCAGCACGAGUUGGACCGCAUUCCCGAGGGACGUGAGGUGUAUCUCGGGUUUGCCAGGGCCCACUUCAAGGAGUGUGGGUGCGGCAAGGGCUUUUACCGUCCUAAUCUCGUCACUUUGGUCAAGGACAACGCCUCCCAGUACAAGCUCCACGACGUGGGGUCGUUCAUGUCGCUCAACGUGCCCGUCACGUCGUGGGACUUAUCGCGAGACCUGGAGGAAUGCAUCAAUGGCCUGCCCAAUCUGUUGAUUCCCAACGGAGUUUCGGCCUGGGACAUCCGCAAGGUGGGCACCCACGUCCUGGACUACCUCACAUUGUCGUUCUCGGUCAACGACCACACAGUGGACAUGGUGCACAUCCAGGGACUCUUGCGGUACUUGUUGCCAGGAUUGAACGAAAACGGCCACUUUGGCUACGACAACGACAACGUCAAAUGUGCCAUGGACUUGUCUUCUGCGUACUGUACGGCGUACGGGGAA